Adelges cooleyi (spruce gall adelgid) is the source of this 1088-nucleotide messenger RNA. Its product is annotated as MORN repeat-containing protein 4 homolog. The transcript is spliced from 4 exons. The record is from RefSeq and is a predicted model, not a curated record. NCBI's taxonomy places the organism in Eukaryota, Metazoa, Arthropoda, Insecta, Hemiptera, Adelgidae. Bases 85 to 546 code for a protein of 153 amino acids.
AGUUGUUUCAUUCCAACAAGACACUAUACAAGUUUACUGUGGAUAUUUUUUAAAAUUAUAUAUUGAUAUUGUUUAGGUUAACUAAUGAAAUCAGCACGGAUUAUUAAAUUUGGAGCAUAUGUGUACGAAGAUGGUACAAAAUAUAUCGGAGAUUGGAAUGACCGAGGCCAAAAACAUGGUUUGGGUCAUGUUCAGUUAAAGGAUAAUACCCGUUAUGAGGGAGGAUUUUGUAAUGGGCUUUCCUCGGGUCUUGGUGUUUUGCAGUACCCAGAUGGAACUAGAUAUGAAGGAGAAUUUAUGCAAGGAUGGUUUCAUGGUGUUGGCAUGUUUUGGAGAUCUGAUGGCAUGAAAUAUGAAGGACAGUUCAAAGGAGGCCGUAUUUGGGGAUUGGGUUUAAUGACGUUUAAAGAUGGAAGUCAUGGUCUUCCAAGACAUGAGGGAUUUUUUAAAGACUGCAAAAUGAUUCAGAAAAAAAAAUGUCCUGAAGUAGUAAGCGAUGCCCAACGAGCAGCAUUAAUGGCAAGAAUACAAGCUGAACAAACAUAAUACCGUUUAAAAACGACUUUUAAAUUAUUUGAAUCUUAUAAAUUCUAAAUAGUCAUAAAUUAAUAUAAUAAGUAUGAUAUUCAACAGUAUUUAAAUAUCAACUUAUAUAAGUGGUGAAAUAUUACAAGUAGAAAAAUAGGUUUAAGGAUAGUUUAAAGGUAAAGUUUUAAAUUAAUCAAUGAUCACCUAAUUUAUGUAUUUAUUACUGGGGCCGAGAAUACACUAAAACUAAAUUAAUAUUAGUGGUGGCACUAAAAAUAUAAAAACUAUUACGAUUUAUCUUGAAAAUACUUCAUAUUAUUACAUGUUUAACUAGAAAUAUUAUAUGAAAAAAAAUUUUUUAAUACCUAACAAUUUGAUUCAAAGUAUUGGUUAAGUCUAAAAGGUCGAUAACGAACAAAAAUCCUUUUUUACCGUUACGUUGUUUUAUGUUUAUUUUUAUUUUUAUUUAAACAACGUUUUUAAAUUUUCCUGGUUUCAGUUUUAAUUUACAAUACCGUUUUACAUUUCGAUUAUCAUUAACAUUAGAAUUAAAUUUAUUU